ACGGUAAUACCUCCUCGUGGUGCCCUUAAACUACCGCCCUCGACCGCCACUACGCUGACCUUUCUCGUCAGCGUCAUGCUCAGUCCCCCCCCGGUGCCUCACGUCCCCGAGGCGCCUCCUAGCCAUGGUGCAGUGUACACCUGCGCCCUCCUCAGUAGUGGGUUUCCCGACAUCUCCGUCGUGGUUCGCCCCUCUCGCUACUGGAGUUGAGGUAUCGCAGGACUCGACAGAGUGUACUCAGCUCUCUGUCGCAGUACCGUCUGCGCCUCCGCAGACCACCGUCUCCCCUCCUUCCCCUCCGCGACUACCGACGCGUCGAGCCAUUCGCUCAGCCUGUUCCAGCGAGCAGCUUGCUACUCGCGAGGACGUUGUGUCCUCUAUUAUGGACUUGAGCAUGCUCCAGGCUCGUCAGGAGCGACUCACCCUCCAUGUCGCUGCACUGCGUCGCCUUCCCGCCAUCCUCUCUGACCCUGAUCGCACCCUCCCGAUCAUCCCCGUACGACUCGGGACCUCCACGAGGGUGUACUCCGCGCUGUGGGAUUCCGUUCCUCAGAGCGACUUCAUUCACCCACGCGUGGUGAAAGAAGCUCGCUUACCCACGACAGGGUCUCCGACUCCCAUCAACGUUACCUUAGGGGAUGACAAGACCAAGCGCUUCUUCGAUCAGACGGUCACCGACCUCCCUUUCUUCCUCACUCUCGAGCCGACUGAUCGUUCCCCGGCGUCUCGUCGCCACCGCUCCUCUGCACAUUUUGAUGUGAUGGAGACGAGGUACGACUUCAUUCUUGGCACUCCGUGGUCUCGUCGGUUCCGCAGCACCGAGGCCGAUUGGGAGACCAACACUCUCGUUCUCAAAACGAAGUGUGGACAGACGUAUCGCGUACCUUUCAUAGGUGCCACUGCGACACCUCGCCCCGAUCCUCCUCUCCCGGAGCCUUCUGUGCCCACACCAUCUCCCUCUAUCACUGUCACCUCACCUCGGCAGUUCGCUCACUUCAUUCGACAGGACGACGUCACCUUCCUUAUGGUGGACGUGACGGAUCUCUUACACUAUGAUCCACCUUGUCCCGACGCCGAGCUCAUCCCUCUGGAGUCAGAUCCUCCCUCUAUCUCCAUGGCUCCCAUCUGUACUUCCGUCCCUCCGCCGUCCGUCGAGUCCACCCCGCCGUCGCGCGCUGAUGCUGACGCUGAGGAACUCGCACGAUAUACGGCUGACUUGGAGCCCGCAGUUCGUGACCUCAUCCGAGAGUACCACGACGUUUUCCCGUCGUCGUUUUCGUACACCGGCAUCCCACCGAUGCGUGACGUCGAGCACUCCAUUCAGCUUGUGCCUGACUAUCGUGUUCACCACCAGGCACCCUACAGACUUUCGAUCCCCGAGGCCACCGAACUCAAGCGUCAGCUUGAGGAGCUCUUGAGACUGGGUUUCAUUAAACCCAGCAACUCCUCGUGGGGUGCACCCGUUCUCUAUGCUCGCAAAGCGGAUGAAACUCUUCGUCUCUGCAUCGACUACCGCGGCCUCAACCGCUACACGCUCCGCUUCUCGUCGUCUUACCAUCCUCAGACUGAUGGUCAGACCGAGAUCACGAACAGGACUCUCGGAGAUAUUCUCCGAAAGAUUGUUCGUGACGACCAGCAGUGGGAUCUCCAUCUUGCCCACGCGGAGAUUGCCUACAACCGCGCCGUCCCGCCAGCCACGGGGAUGUCGCCUUACUAUUGCGACCUCGGCUAUCACCCGCGUGUUCCCGCGGACUUCCUUCGACCGUCCCAGAUGCACCCYGACAUGAGUUGUCCGGCGCUGGAUGAUUGGGUUGCACACAUGACGUCGAUUAUGAAGACCGCACAUGAGCACAUAGCCGCUUCCCAGACUCGCAURGCAGCACGUGCGAACCGAUCRAGGAUGGAUCACCCAUUCAAGGUCGGUGAUGAUGUGCUUAUCGACGCCCGCCACUUACAUCUCGAAGCGAACACGCUUCGCAAGUUUCGGCGUCGCUUCUUUGGCCCAUGCCGCAUCCUCCAGGCCGUUGGUUCUGAUACGGCAACUAGCCCGGUCAGCUUUCGUGUGAAGCUGCCCGACUACCUACGCCAAGCUCGUGUGCAUGAUGUCUACCACGUCUCGUUACUGCGUCCUUACCGCAGACCGUCYGAGCGUUUCGCUGGACGACCAUACGAGCGCCCUACACCCAUCAUGGUGGACGGCCACGAGGAGUUCCUCGUUUCAGACAUCAUUGGUCGCCGCGUUACCGACGAGAACCCUCGCCACGUCGAGUAUCUCGUACGUUGGAAGGGUUACCUUGAUGAGGAGGCUACCCGGGAGCCCCUCGAGCACUUGCAGCACGCUCGCAUGUUGGUGUGUACCUAUGACCGUGCUCGUCGUGCUGGGUUCACUGCUCCUCCUCAGCCCACUGACCCUCCUGCUUCUCCUCCGGCUGAGGAGACCGCUGAAGUCGAGCCUGCUCCAUCUGAGGCAGACCUUCAGCAGCAACCGGAUGCCUCUGAGCGUCCACAGCGCACUCGUUGUCGUCCUGCUCGAUAUGACGAUUGACUCUGACUUACCUUUUCAUGUCUUUGACUUCUCAAUACUCCAUCCUCAGUUUUGCUACUUCAGCUCGUCGACGCUGCGGCUCUUCCUCGACGGCAUUCCGGACUUUUCAUCGUGGACGUCAUCGGCGGCUUCAUGGACUUCAUCAUGAUCAGCUCUUCCUACUUCAGAUGUCGUCACUCUCUUACCACUCUACCCUGUACAGUACCCUACUUGUGUCGCAUGAUGCUCUCCCUUUAGUCGGGUUCCUCUGAGUUGGGCUCUCCCUUGGUAUACGCAUAGGCAUCG
Chara braunii is the source of this 2830-nucleotide messenger RNA. Lineage: Eukaryota; Viridiplantae; Streptophyta; Charophyceae; Charales; Characeae. The record is from the annotation of a GenBank genome assembly.